AUGACGGGCUAUGACGAGAAAAAUGGAUCUGAAAAGAUCGAAUCCACUCUCCCCACCUCGAUUUCAUACUUCCGCCUGGUCUUCGAUCAAGGCGUAGUCACCCAGCAGAUUGCAAGCCACCCAUACCCCGGCUCUGGCACCGAAGACGAUCCUUAUGUCGUGACAUGGAUCCCGGAUGACCCUCGUAACCCGAUGGAGUUCAGCCAGGUUAAGAAGUGGAGCUUUACUGCUGUGGUGGCUAUUGCGACGCUGGCUGUUGCAUUGGUCUCUUCUGCAUACACUGGUGGUGUCGAGGAGAUUGAAAAGGAAUUCGGCAUCGGAAGUGAAGUUGCUACUCUCGGUGUCUCGCUUUUCGUCGUGGGUUUUGCUGUUGGUCCCCUGCUCUGGGCUCCUCUUAGCGAAUUGUUCGGCCGCCAGCUCCUCUUUAGUACCACCUAUGCCGCUCUCACUGCAUUCAAUGCUGGCUGCGCCGGUUCUAAGAAUGCUUAUACCCUCAUUAUCCUUCGAUUCUUCGCUGGUGCUUUUGGAUCAUCGCCCCUUACCAACGCUGGUGGUGUUAUCGCCGAUAUGUUCUCCGCCAAGCAGCGCGGUAUCGCCAUGAGUCUCUUCGCUGCUGCUCCCUUCCUGGGUCCCGUUCUGGGCCCUAUCAUCGGCGGUUUCCUGGGUAUGAAUGAGGGUUGGAAGUGGGUGAUGGGUUUCCUGGGUAUCUUCUCUGGUGCUGUUUGGAUUAUGGGCUCUCUUUUCAUGCCUGAGACCUAUGCGCCAGUCUUGCUACGCCGCCGUGCUGAGAAGCUCUCGAAGCUUACGGGCAAGGUCUAUCGCAGCAAGAUUGAAAUUGACCAGGGCAAGCUUUCACUUAAGGAAUCGUUCAAGAUCGCCUUGUCCCGCCCUUGGAUUCUCCUGUUCCGCGAGCCUAUCGUUUUCCUGCUGUCGCUGUACAUGGCUAUCAUCUAUGGUACUCUGUACAUGAUGUUUGCUGCGUUCCCGAUUGUGUACCAGGUUAACCGUGGCUGGAACCAGGGCAUCGGAGGUCUCGCUUUCCUGGGUAUCAUGGUUGGAAUGCUGAUGGCCGUCGUCUACACUCUCUGGGAUAAUAAGCGGUAUAUCAGGGUUCAAGAAAAGCACGAUGGAUUCGCGCCUCCCGAAGCCCGUCUGCCCCCGACUAUGGUUGCUUGCGUUGCGAUUCCUAUCGGUCUUUUCUGGUUUGCCUGGACCAACUACCCUAAUAUUCACUUCAUGGCUAGUAUCGCGGCCGGUGUGCCCUUUGGUUUCGGCAUGGUGCUCGUCUUCCUGGGUAUCAUGAACUACCUGAUCGACGCAUACACGAUCUUCGCUGCCUCCGUCUUGGCCGCAAACUCCGUUAUGCGUUCCCUCUUCGGUGCCGCAUUCCCUCUCUUCACCACCUACAUGUACAACAACCUCGGCAUCCACUGGGCGUCCUCAAUCCCCGCCUUCCUCGCGCUCGCUUGCCUGCCCUUCCCCUUCCUGUUCUACAAGUACGGUGCCGCCAUCCGCACCCGCUGCCCGUUCGCCGCCCAGUCUGAGGCCUUCAUGCGCAAGAUCCAGGAACAGGCCGCCGCCGUUCCCAGUGAGGAAGAAGGUGAAGAGAAGAUCGAGUUUGAUCGCACCGAGGCCCCGGCCCCGCACGAGCCUUCUCUGUCGAGCACCUCCUCCCACGCCGAUGAUCAUGCGCCGAUUGCGGCUCAACGCACCCCCAGCCGUGCCCGUUCGACUACAUCGACUCGCACUAUGGGCUCCCUGGCUCGUGUGCCUACGUAUGAGGGUAACCCGUACGAUGUCGAUCGUGUCAACACCCGCGAGUCCUUCAAGCCCUAA
This is a messenger RNA of Penicillium daleae, 1836 nucleotides long. Its product is annotated as MFS transporter. Gene Ontology annotation, biological process: transmembrane transport. The transcript has 2 exons. The record is from RefSeq and is a predicted model, not a curated record. Lineage: Eukaryota; Fungi; Ascomycota; Eurotiomycetes; Eurotiales; Aspergillaceae. The coding region runs from base 1 to 1836 and encodes 611 amino acids. Gene Ontology annotation, molecular function: transmembrane transporter activity.